AUGAAACAGGAACUGGAGGAGUUGGAAAGAAAACAACGUCGUCGAAUGGCUGCUCUUCAAAAAGCUGAAGAGGAGCAGCGACUAAGGGAGGUGGCGGAACGUGAAGAACAGCUAGCAAGGGAACGCCAAGCGCGUCAGGAGCAAGAGAGGUUAGUUUAUUAAUUUGUGCGUACAUUGCUACUUUUGUUAAGUACGUAGUAUUAAUUAAAGACUAUAGCUAACCUCAUGCGUUACGUGCCUCGCGUCACCGCCGCCGCCGCCGCCGCCGCCGCCGGGAUAUUGAGUCCAGCCAUGCAUGAAAGAAGACUCAUUGAGCUUCUGUGUUCGAUAGCAAUAAAAUAAGUAUAAGUUAACUUGUAAGAGUGGGACUGGUUCGUUUCCAAGACACCACCAAAUGACCAUAUUUCCGAGCGUUGGAAGCACAUUCUCCAAGUAACUUUCGAAAGACAACUGUGAUUGCGACAAAUCUGAGAAGCGCCUACGGUCGUUGUGCGCUUAUCCGAGCUUUUCCCUGGUAACUGAAAUAAAUGCCAUUGUUGAAUGCCUCUAGUAAGUAGUUUACGCUUGGCGGAGAUGCAAACGUUGAUAAGGAAGUAGUGUAAGCAUCUAACCAACUCCUACAGCCGAUUCUAUAACAAACUCAGUUAGGACCGCAUGCACUACACAAAACUGGAAAUCCAGAGUGAGCCCUGGUUCAUCAUAGACCAACAUAAAUCAGUUUUUUGUCGCCAACUGCGUUAGCUUAAGUUGACCCAGGUAAAAUUUUACAUAUUCGAAAAAUGCAUAUGAAGAAUACGCCUGAGAAAGCGAGCUCAGAAUACUAAUAGUGAGUGGCAAUUUCAGAUGUCGUUUAAACUAGCUCCAAUUUAUUGUUUUAGACAUGAGACUAGGAUCGCUUAUUCAGAUGCGGACAGCAGUUCCAUUUUACAAAGUAUGUGCCCCUGUUUAAAACUGCCAUAUCCUUUACGACCGACUUAAGGCUAGGUGCGAUCACAUUUCCUGCCACCGAUCGACACUACUUUAUUCAUGCUUACUGGACUGUUCCGAUUGGAUUAAAUGUCCAGGAUUAUCUCCUUCUGCCACAGCCGACGAAUGUAUCUAAUCGAGUCGGACAACAGAUACCGAGAAGCAACUUUUAAAACAGCGUGUUUACCUGCCUGAUGUCAAAAAUGGCUGCUAUUAGUGAUUACGAAACAAAUGAAGUCUGGAGCUGCCUUUGGCAAUAACGAUAAAUGAAAUAGUUACAUAGCAGCCGCUCUAGUUUAUGCUUUAGGGAGAGAUAAAGUAGGUGCACUAACUCAUGAAAUGUUAACCGAAAUUCAGAAAUGCAUUUAUGUUUUAAAAAGAUUGGGUAAGCCGGAUUGUAAAAAUAAUCAAAUUGCAGCGCAAUUGUAUAAUAAUUCAGUUAGCCCUGGAAGCCGGCUUUCGAAAGAACUUCUUUCGGACCGCGUGUAAAAAGGCGCACUGUGAAGAAUGAUUGCAUAACUAGCAUUAGUUUAUCUCAUUGAUUUUUAUGGCCUUGAAAAUUCAGCUAAUUUUCAUAGAAAAUUACAUAAAAAUAUUCAUUAUUUUACUCAUUUGGUGGAAAGUGACGUCUUCUUCCAAUUUGGUCCUCGAAGGAAGGGUAUAAUUAGGUUUUAAAAAAGUUUCCAACUGUGAGAUUUCGUAAUACCGUGAAGUGGCCGUUCGUCGAACAUCUUUUCCCCGCCCUUACUAGUGUGGUUCAAAUCCACUGCUAGAUUUCAUGAGCCCCAUGUAGUCUCCUCUUAAUAAUGUAGAGAAAUGUAUGAUAUUCCUUGCGUAGAAAAUAUACGGCUUGUAGUUUGGAAGGCCUGAAUGCAAGUGUAACGGCAGGUCGUGUACAAAACUAUUCGAGAUUUGGAAAAGUUUUUGAAAACCGAGUUAUGUUCUUCCUCUAAGUAUAAUACUUGAAGAAGAAGAAAAAGUGAGCUUCUUCUAAGUAAGUAAAAUAAUAAAUAUUUCUAUGCAUGUUUUCCAUGAAAUAUAAUUGAAUAUCUAAAGGCAUCGAAUAUCAAUGAGAAAAGUUCAUGCUAAUUACGUAGUUAUUUCUUUACAGAGUGUGAUUUUCGCAUGCGGUCGGAAAGAAAUUCAAUAGAAAGCCGGCAUCUCGGGAUGACUGAAUUAUUAUAUAAUUAUGCUGCACGAUGUUUAACUUUGAAUACCUACUUAAGUAGUCUUUUCGGAAUGAAAACGCAUUUCCCAAUUUCGGUUAACAUUUCAUGAGUUAGCACACCUACUGUAUUCUGGGACCUCGGAGAUGACGAAGUAUAGCUGACGUCUUUUACUUUGUCGUAAAUUCCAUUAGACCGGUUUUAACGUAAGAAGGAUGGUAAUCUGUUGUACAAGGUCAUUAUGGAAGGGAAUUUUGCCUAUUUGCUCCUUCUAGGCGUUGCUUCACUUCUAAAAAUAAGUCAAACCUUAGGUCUCACUAAAUACUUUGCUGACAGUAAUGCAAACUUACUUGAUGCGUACGUUUUGCAGACGAAUGUGGACGUGAUAGUCGAACCGUCUCAGACGAGGCAAAGAGGUAAAUGCGGCCUUGACUUGCGCGUGAGCUUGUUAACAGUGAAGCAGACUCGCACCGCACCUAUCUCACUCUCCCUUCCAACACCCGCAGCAUUCCGACAGCAUGACAAUAUUAGGACGACUGGAUGUAGACGUGGGCGCGGUGGCUAACAAUGCUUUUAGUCCGUCUGCGUGUGCCGCACGUUACCUGGUUCCCAAAUUCACGCGUACAAGGCUCCAUUCAGUGUGUCUGGAAUAUCUCAGAAGCGAAGGUGUUAUAAGGUCGUUCGUUAUUACCAACAAAGAUAAGGGAGACUGGAAUGGCCAUUUCUGGCUUAUUAGCCGUCGUCAGCCAGUCAUACCCAACCCCGAUGCGUGUAAAACCCGAGGCUGGGACUCGCGACCUGUUAGUUAGAAGUCCACACCUCUAAUCACUGGACCGCUAACCACUGUCGGUAAUAACAUACUGCCUAUAGCAUGCGUCGCUGUGCGGCUGCUGGUUGGGCUCGAGAGAGAGCCCGUAAGACACAACGGAAUGAGUGAGUUCCGUAAGAACCAUCGGUGAGCACCCCCUACCAUAGUGAAUUCCCGGUCGAAACCGACAGGGCAACGGGCUCGUUGCCCAAUGGUUAGAGGCGUAACAGUCUAGUUAACAGGUUGCGAUUUCGAGCCCUGGGUGUUCCACACUUCGGGGUUGGGUAUGACUGGCCGGAAAUGGCCAUUCCGGUCUCCGUUGUCUUUGUCAGCAAUAAAAUACUGCCUUUAUCAUGCUCCGCUGUGCGACUGAAGGUUGGGCUCGAGAGAGAGCCGUAAGGCACAACGGAACGAGUUUCGUAAGAACGAUCGGUGAGCGCCCCCUUGCAUUGUUCAUUCCCGAAAAAACGCCAGAUCGGAAGUCAAUGGACUACGCUUUCUCUUCCCUCUCUCAUACUCUAACGACCUGUCCGAUCCAAAUGUCAGAGAAAAAAUCGGAAGCAGUUGUUGCCCUGCCAUUAACUAAACUUCUAUCGCGUUUCCUACAGUGGUCUAAUCCUUUAGAAUUGAGAGAUGCCAUGAAGGCCACGCUGAGGAGGAGUUUUUGUGUUCUGAUCCUCAUUCCAACAUAGGUUCUAAUUAUCCCUUUAACUGACACUCUUCUAGGCCGCGACUUUUAACAUGUAUUUUCCACCAUAUUGAAUUUAUUGGAGCGAGGGCAGCGGGACACCCUAGGUCAUAAACCACGAUCGCUUUUUUUCGCCCAUGUAUAUACAUUUCCAAACCUGUCAGUCGACUGGUAGUGAUUUUCGGCUCAUUGCCUCGGGUUUCCUGCAAACUUUAUGGUUUCGUCUUAUUACUUCACUCGGAUAGAGCCUCGCUCAAUCAUGACGAAACGGAAUUAUCCCGCAUAUCGUUGUCUGUCAACGUCUGGGUCAUUUUAAGAAAUAGCUAGCUCAGUGCUGGGGACAAUAGGAUUACCACGCUAGACCACAACUCUUAACACACCGUUUUAGUUUCAAUCAUGUCGGAGUCAUUAUAAUGAGGGGUGCUCUAAUGUGCGCGCUAGAGCUGGAUUCUCCAAUUUCGGUCGCAUUCUCGUCCCUCUUCCGAACCUGAUGAUGAGAUGAGCCGCGGUGAGUGGCACAGUUUGAAGGCACAGGUCCAGGGUGUCACAGCCAUGUACGACAGUAGUUAAGCCCUCACGCAAACCCAUCACAGCCUGAGAAACUCGUGCCGUGAGCCAACGUGGACCCAAUUUAGGUUCAGCACGCCUUCAGGACAGUCCGUCAUAGGGCAUUCAGCACUGAAUUACCUUAAGUUCCCGGCCCAUUUAAUGGUCUGAUGCAUGCAACUUUUUGACGAGUGUUUUGCUCAGUUUUACCUAUCUAUCUGAGCUGCGUUUUCCACACGUCCAUUUCCACCCCCUCCAAGGAGAGCGCUGGAAUUGCAAGCUGAGUUGGACAGAGCGACCGCAGCGCUGGAGAAGGCGAAGAGGGACUUGGAGGAGGCUCGUGCUGAGUGGGCCAAAAUGAUGGCCGACAAGGAAGCGCAGCUGGAGGAAUCCAAACAGCGACUCAUCGACCUCGCCAACUCCACGGCCGGUGACCAGACUGCCCUCGACGCUGAACGCCAGCGUCUGCAGGACGACAUUCGACGUAUGCAGGCGGAGAUGGCGCAGCUGAUGCGUGAGUGGGAGGCAAAGGAGGCGGACUUGCUACGACAACGCGAUGAGGCUCUGAAGAAGCAGGUCGAAGUCAAGAAGGUUCUCACUAGGGAGAUUGGUGUGGGUGUUCGUAUGCUUAGUCUGUGA
Molecule: messenger RNA, 4813 nt
Organism: Spirometra erinaceieuropaei
Lineage: Eukaryota; Metazoa; Platyhelminthes; Cestoda; Diphyllobothriidea; Diphyllobothriidae
Source: the annotation of a GenBank genome assembly